AUGCCAUCCUUCCUAGACGGAGGACUGAUGCUGGGCGGCAACCCUUGGUCGUGUGACUGCAGCUUAGUGUGGGUGGGGCACUGGCUGAGGCGGUGGAUCAGGGAGUCCCUUCAACUUCACAGGUCGGCUCCUGAGCCUCAGGUCAUUCAGGCCGUCCGGGAAGCCGUGUGCUCAGAUCCUCGAACGGAGAGGAGGACUCCAUUGGUGGACCUGCAUCCUGAGACCCUCAGCUGUCACGCGAGUGCUCUCUCCGGAGGAAGCGCUCCACCACCUUCAAAUCCUUGGGCCCUUUUGGUCCUCCUAACUCCCGCAGCACUCCUCGUCAACUAGUCGUCUCCUCUAAGUUACAGCUCUUCACGUGAUGGGUAGUCAUCAAGAAGUGGAUAUCGAUUAUCUUCUCUUGACUCGAGAAUCCUCUGGUUCCUUACAUUCAAGAUGAAGUAGUAAUUUUAUUUUAAUUUUAAGGUUACCUGUCAUUAUUCUUCAGAAUUCAGACUUUUUUUUGUAUCCAUCCAUACUGUGUACCUACAAUAGGCCUUCGGAAAAAUAGGCGGCUCUGAAAAAUCGGUGCGUUACCAACUCUUGUUUCUAACCGCACCAUUCACUGAGGAAAGUGUGAGAAUCCAUCAAGGGACGUAUACAGGUUUAUUAAAUGCCCCUCUAACACAUAUAAAUAUCUGGUAUACCAAAAAAAA
Messenger RNA from Nezara viridula (southern green stink bug), 695 nucleotides. NCBI's taxonomy places the organism in Eukaryota, Metazoa, Arthropoda, Insecta, Hemiptera, Pentatomidae. The record is from the annotation of a GenBank genome assembly.